This is a messenger RNA of Symsagittifera roscoffensis, 707 nucleotides long. RefSeq names its product thioredoxin-like protein 4A. Gene Ontology annotation, biological process: mRNA splicing, via spliceosome. The coding region runs from base 8 to 436 and encodes 142 amino acids. The transcript has 2 exons. Gene Ontology annotation, cellular component: U4/U6 x U5 tri-snRNP complex; U5 snRNP; spliceosomal complex. The record is from RefSeq and is a predicted model, not a curated record. Lineage: Eukaryota; Metazoa; Xenacoelomorpha; Acoela; Convolutidae.
CUUCGAAAUGUCUUACAUGAUCCCGCAUUUAAACAAUGGCUGGCAGGUCGAUCAAGCGAUAUUAGGCGAAGAGGACAGAGUAGUGGUUAUACGAUUUGGACAUGAUUGGGACCCUGUUUGUAUGAAAAUGGACGAGACUCUUUAUAGAAUAUCGGAGAAAGUGAAAAAUUUUGCUGCUCUUUAUGUUGUUGACAUAACCGAGGUGCCAGACUUCAACAAAAUGUACGAAUUAUACGAUCCCUGUACUGUCAUGUUUUUCUAUCGCAACAAACACAUCAUGAUUGAUCUGGGAACAGGAAACAACAACAAAAUAAACUGGGCCAUAGAAAACAAGCAAGAGUUCAUUGAUAUUAUUGAGACAGUGUACAGAGGAGCGAGGAAAGGAAGAGGCUUGGUCAUUUCUCCGAAAGAUUAUUCAACCAAGUACAGAUACUGAGUUGGUGAUCUCGCGUUUGUUAUCGAAUUAUUUUCAACGGAACAUUCCUGAACUCCUAACCUGGAAACUCGAAGGAGGAAUUGCCACUUUAAAUGUUGUGCGUACUUCGUUAACUAACCAAUGGACAUCGAUGAUAUUUUAUCACGAAGGAGAUUAUUGCAUUUUAAAUCAAUCGUUGGUUGAUUUAUUCUGACACCUUAUAAUUUUAUUCUUUUUGUUUUUCCUCGCAAUUAUCUAAUUUUGAUGUAGUAGUUUCAAAUAUAGAUUUGAA